AGAUAGUUUUCCUUUUUUUCAGUCCAUUCACAGUGCUCCGGCGACAGCAGGAUUCUAGGCCCGAUCGUCUGCGGUUUCCAUAGUGACCGCCAUGGAGGGGGACGAGAACGUGGAGCGCGGGAACUGGUCGCACAAGAUGGACUACCUGCUGUCGCUGCUAGGGUUCGCUGUUGGGCUGGGCAACGUCUGGCGCUUCCCCUACCUCUGCUACCGGAACGGAGGGGGAGCGUUCCUGAUCCCAUACGUCAUCAUGCUGCUGCUGUCCGGCCUGCCGCUGUUCCUGAUGGAGCUGGCGCUGGGCCAGUUCGCCUCCCAAGGACCCAUCUCUGUCUGGAAGCUCAGCCCCAUCUUCAAAGGUGUUGGCUUCGCGAUGUUCACCAUCUCAAGUCUGAUCGGGAUCUACUACAUCGUCCUGCUGGCCUACUCGCUGUUCUACCUGUUCGCGUCCUUCACGAGCGAGCUGCCCUGGAACACGGGAUGUACCAACGCAUGGAACACCCCGGACUGUACCAUCAGUGAUCAUGGUCUGAUCUGGAUUAACGGCACGUGGUACAACCGUACGGAGAUCCAGGACACCGAACUGUGGAACGCCUCCAAGAGGGUCAGCCAGAGUGAAGAGUUCUGGAAACACUACGUACUGGACAUCUCGGAAGGACUGGAACAUCCGGGUACUGUGAAAUGGCAGCUGGCACUGUGCCUGUUCCUGGCCUGGCUGCUGAUCUUCUGCUGUCUCAUCAAGGGCAUCAAGUCGUCCGGCAAGGUUGUCUGGGUGACGGCCACCUUCCCUUACAUCGUCCUUACCAUCCUGCUGGUCCGAGGUGUGACGCUAGAGGGCGCUUGGGACGGAAUCAAGUUCUACCUGGAGCCUAAAUGGUCCAAGCUCGGUGAACCGCAGGUGUGGCGUGACGGAGCCAUUCAGAUUUUCUUCUCCCUGGGUACGUCAUGGGGUCAGCUCAUCACCCUCUCCAGCUACAGCCGUUUCCAUAACAACUGCUACAGAGACGCCCUGGUGAUUGCGGUGCUGAACUGCCUGACGAGUUUUUACGCCGGGUUCGCCAUCUUUUCUGUUCUGGGCUUCAUGGCGAACGAGAUGGGGGUCAAAGUUGAAGAUGUAGCCGAUACCGGGGCUGGCCUGGCUUUCGUGGCCUACCCAGCAGCCCUUGCGAGACUUCCCAUCAGCCCCCUGUGGUCAUCCCUGUUCUUCGUCAUGCUGCUAACGCUGGGGCUGGAUUCACAGUUCGCCGUGCUGGAGGCCCUGGUCACGGGAAUAGUGGACGAGUUUCCCCGGCGCCUGCGCAGUAAGAAGAUGUUCAUUGUGCUCGGGAUGUGCGCUGUAGGCUUCCUCCUGGGUCUACCCCUAGUGACACAGGGCGGGUUCUACCUGCUGCAGCUGAUGGACAACUACAGCGGAACCUUCUCGCUGCUCGUCGUCGCCAUCGUGGAGUGUGUGGUGGUCGGCUGGGUCUACGGAUGUGACCGUUUUCUUGACGACAUCUCCAUGAUGAUUGGCUCCCGGCCGUGCCUCUGGUGGAAGAUCUGCUGGAAGGUGCUGACACCGCUCAGUCUUCUGUUUAUCUUGAUUUUCCAAUUCACGGUGUACUCGCCCACCAAGUACGGAGACUACACGUACCCGUUCUGGGCGGAGGUGCUGGGCUGGUGUAUGGUCGGGGUGGCCGUGCUCAUGCUGCCCACAGCGGCGCUCUACAAGGUCUGCUGCGCUAAAGGGACGCUCUACGAGCGUGUGUCGUUCCUGGUGGAGCCGAGCUGGGACUGGGGCCCGGCGCUGUGCGUGCGUGCGUAUGUGAUUGUGUGCAGGAUGCGUGUGUCGUUCCUGGUGGAGCCGAGCUGGGAUUGGGGCCCGGCGCUGGACCGGCACCGUGACGGGGAGGUGUACCAGUUCCUGCACGGACGGGACAAGGCGACGGGCGAGCACCGGGAGAUGAGCGACUUCAUCCGGACAGCCUCCGGGGGAGACGAGUCCACUAAAAUCUAA
Molecule: messenger RNA, 1993 nt
Organism: Branchiostoma floridae (Florida lancelet)
Lineage: Eukaryota; Metazoa; Chordata; Leptocardii; Amphioxiformes; Branchiostomatidae
Product: sodium- and chloride-dependent glycine transporter 2-like
Exons: 15
Coding region: 92-1993 (633 amino acids)
Biological process (GO): sodium ion transmembrane transport
Cellular component (GO): membrane
Source: RefSeq, a predicted model, not a curated record